AUGAAAAAUACUACAAAAAUCUGUUUAACACUGCUAGCAUAUGUUACCUUGAAUCUCUCCUCUGUUUAGUCAUAGAUGCAAGAGCGAUGGACAGUGCCUGAAGCAUAAACACAGUAGCGCAGAAGAAUGUGGCACAUGCAUCUGGAAAGUGCUGAGUUAUAUGGAAACUCGACUGACCUAUAAUACUUCUACGUGAAUGUGUACUUUGGCUCGCAGAGACAUCCGCAAACUUUGAUAGCUGAUACUGGCAGUGGCAUUGCAGCUAUACCUUGCAAAAACUAUUGCAAUCACUGCGGUAAUCACAUUAAUGAGUUCUUUGACAUUGAUGGGUCAUAGUCAAAGUAUAUCUACAAUUGCAAGACAGACUCUGGCUGCGAUUGCCACAAUGGACAGUACUGUAAGUUCAGUUAGGCUUACGGAGAGGGAAGCAGCUACCAUGGCUUUAUUGCUAAAGAUAAGGUUCAUUUCGGAGAGCAUCACCAUCCUAACGAGGAUGCAUUCGAAUUCACAUUUGGUUGUGUCCAGGAUGAGACCAACCUGUUCUACACAUAAAAAGCUGAUGGUAUCCUGGGAUUAACUAAAAGCACCUAUUCACAUCACAUGCGCCCCAUAUUUGAUGUAAUGAAGGACAACCACCUUAUUGAGAAGAGAUAGUUCUCACUGUGCUUGGGUAAAAACGGAGGUUAUUUUCAAAUAGGUGGGUAUGAUGGAACCAGACAUCUAGAGGAAGUUUAAUGGAUACCCCUGCUAUAAACUUCACAAUAUAAAGUUCAUAUUACUGGAAUCAGUAUGAACAAUCAUUUCAUAGAUGGAUCAGCUCAGUAUAACGUCGGGUUCAUAGAUUCAGGCACUACCUUCAGUUACUUCCCACAUGGGCUAUGGAGUUCAUUUAGAGUUCACUUCGAGUGGUUCUGCAACUUAGACAAUGAGCACCACUGCCUUGGUAGAAUGGCAAGAGACACAAAUUCUGAGGAUAGAGAGAAGAUAUGCUUUGUUUAUGAUGAGAAAAAGUUCAAAGAAGGUCCCUUAGAUUUCUUCCUCAGUUACCCAAUUCUAAACUUCCGCUUGAAGAAAUCAGACCGUCAAGAUGAUUACAUAAACUUCGAAUGGUUCCCUAGUGAGUAUCUUUACAGAGACAAAUCCAACAGAUAUUGCAUCGCUGGUGAAGUUUACAACAGAGGUGAAGUUAUGAUGGGAGGAACAAUGAUGAGACAACAUAACUUUGUAUUCGAUGUAGACACCAACUAAUUAGGAUUAGCCAGAGCUUAGUGCAAUGAGGAUUCUAAUCAGGUUAUGAAUAUUUCAUCCAUGAUUUAAAAAGGUCAGGUAUAUGGACUCGAUCCAAAUCAUACUGAAAGUUUAGUUCAAGUCUGCUAACAUAGAGGUGCAAAUGGAGUAGACCCUAUCACCUAUUUGACUCCAGUGACAUAGAAAAUAGUAAAGAUGACUGAUUCAAUUUCCGUCUUCGAAUACUUAUUCAUGUUUUUCCUAUUCGCAGCUUUGAUUAUAAUUUGCUGUUGUUGUAUUCUUCAAGAGAACAAUGAUGAGGAAUAAGAUAAACUAGAGAAUUCUGACAAGAAUGAAUUUGCAAUGGUUCCAGACCACUCAGUUGACUUAGAUGAGACAAUAGAUUCUGAGUCAAAUAACAAUCCUGGAAACAAAUAAUAAAACUCUAAAUCAGAUAAUAAGUCAUCCAGGUCAAAAUCAUCACAGCUAGAGCAAAAUGCAUAAGUUUAGGCUCAAUAGCAAAGACAAAGAGAAUAGUUAAACUCAAGUGGAAAUAACAGUAAAAAGUCUAAGUAUUAAAACAAGGUUGUGUAUAAGACUGAUGAAAGCGGACAGAUUAGUGGUAUUGAUGUGAAAAGGAUAGAGGUGAAUGAGUAGUAUCUACAGUAGAAGAAACGAAGACUAAGGCAAAAGGUACUUAAAAGCAGCAGAACCAAUAAGAAGAAUUACUAUGUGGAAUUCGAUAAGAUUGAUGAGGCUUCAUAAGAGGAAAGUGCACAAGAAUGA
This is a messenger RNA of Stylonychia lemnae, 2013 nucleotides long. The record is from the annotation of a GenBank genome assembly. NCBI's taxonomy places the organism in Eukaryota, Ciliophora, Spirotrichea, Sporadotrichida, Oxytrichidae.